UUUGCCGGUUUCAGCAGCAGCAGACACAAUGAAACGAGGGGCAAUGUAGGACACCACGUUGGAGCUUGAAACUCAGACACACAUAGCAAAGGUCACUGCUGCUGAUGAGAAAAAACAACGUGUUGAAAGUCUUUGGGAAGAACCGCACGGGCUCAGGAAACGAGGCUCUCCAUCAGAACUUUAGUUGUGUCGUUAAACCCAGUCGCGAUUAAAAAAAAAAUGUCGUUCGCCUAUUCGGAUUAUCUGGCCGCUGAGUGUCUGGUGUCGAUAUCCAGCGGUCCCGUCCUCCAUCGACCCACCCCGGUGUCUGGUGCGGCUCAGGCCCCUCCUCAGGGCCUUCCUGCCGGGGAGCCAGACGGGUCGAGCGAGGACAGGGAGGUGCGGGAGACGCUCCGGUUAGAGGGGGCCAAUAUGAUGACGGUGGCGGAGAUCCUCACCGACCUACACGACAAGUUUCGUCCCAUGUCGGCCUACUCCGAAAGCAGCAACUCGUCAUGCGGAGAGAGCGGCUACACCACGUUGUCUGACUCCACCACCCCGACACCGACCAUGACCCCCUCUGCCACCCCUGUCCCGGGACAGUACAAUAACACUCAGCAGUUUUGGGGAGGAGGAGGCGCACCCCGGUCCCCCACCAAGCGUCACCCCUGUACUUUCGACGGUUGUGACAGGGUAUAUGGCAAAUCAUCCCACCUGAAAGCCCACAUCAGGACCCACACAGGUGAGAGGCCCUUUCCUUGCACCUGGCCCGACUGCGAAAAGAAGUUCGCCCGUUCCGACGAGUUGGCCCGACACCUGCGCACCCACACUGGCGAGAAACGCUUCCUGUGCCCACUCUGCGACAAGCGCUUCAUGCGCAGCGACCACCUCAUCAAGCACGCCCGCCGGCACCCCAACUUCCACCCCUCCAUGAUCAACCGCAAGGGUUCGGCUCAGGGAUCCGCUUCAACCCAGCCCACCGCCGCCUCCUCAGAGUACGCCAGCACUGCCAUGUAGACCCCUGCCUUCUGCACUGUGACCACCGUCUCUAAGACACUGCAGCUUACUCGAUCGCCGUGCAUGCUGGGAUCCUUUCAAGCUCAGUCCUCACUUCCACAGGCCAAAAAUGAAGAACUUUCACCACGUCUUCCUCCGAACCCCUUCGCCCAACCAGUGACGACCAAAACGGGCGAAGGAGACACAAACGCUCAAGCACAUUCCCAAGUCACGUGAUUAAACGAUCACAUGACCGACAAGUGACUGCGAACGCAGCAUUGGCUUGCUUUGGGUGUUCUAGAUUCAUCUGAAAUGCCGUAAUGGCCCUUUUUUUUGGGGUGCAUGCAGACAAAAUUGCGACCAGCAGCAGCACAAUGUUUUCUGUCGGCCAUCGUUGUCGUUUCACUUGUCAGCCAUGUUUUUGAAACUUCCUAAAGGAUACGUCACAGUUUAAGGGAAAGUUUACUCGUUCUUUGGUCUUUUUUACAGUCGUUCCAUCUAUCGUCGAAAAUUUCGCACAAAAUGUCUUUUUGUAUAGCCAGAACGGCAAAACCGGUCAGUUUUUUUGUUGUCCACACAUGCUGUACGACACAAUAACCAGGUUCAAUUGCAGAAUUUCACAAAGUAUUUGUGUGUUACUCAUGAAUCAGUCACGCAUAACACGUGCAGUGACUUUAUGCAUUCUUAAACCUACUUGGCUUUGCGAAAACUUGAAGUUGUGAUGUCAAGUUUAUCCAUUCCUUCAACGAAUUCUAUUCUUGACCACCUUUGAAAACCAAACAACGCUAUCGAUUGAAACCGAAACGGCCAGUGAGUUUCUUCCGGGUAGAAACACUGCCUGCAAUGCCGCAUUUCCACAUAGCUUUCCCUACUGAAAGUUGUAGUAAGUUAUUGUCAACUUAAUUUCCUUUUGUUUUCUAUUAGUAGUAUAAGCAUGGCAACUGAAAAAGUAGGCUUUUUUAUUGUUCAUUUUAUUAGACCAUGAAUUUAAUAUUAUUAUUAUUAUUAUCAUUUUCCACUUUGUUUGGCCAUGUAAUGUUGAUACAUGUAGCAAUGUGUUUAAUAGUAAUGUGGAUACGUGUAGAUAAAUAUCUAUGCUUGCAGCUUCAAUGGUAAAGAUGUUAUAUAAACUACUAGAAGUAAUACACCUCAUAUUAGGGGUGACAGUACACGCUUGAAUAGAAUAGUGCUGCUUGUGUGCGAAUGUGUGCGCGUCACGUUCGUGUGUGUGUGUGUGUGUAUUCACGCGGGAGAGCCGGGAAACGAUCUCUCUCCAAAACUGUCCCUCCCGUGGACCUCUUACAACUAUCUCAGAGAACAAAAAAAAAACACAUCAGGAAACUCAGAAAGCCUUAAUCUACUUGUUUUGCACCAUUGUUUACUGUCGGAUAUUUUCUACAGGUAUGCCGUCAGGCGUCGUUCUUCUCGACUAAAGAAAUACACAUGCAAUAUUGCACUUUUUUUCUUACUGGUGUUGUCAAUAAUGCUAGUCGUCUGCUAGUGUGAUGGGUUUCGCUGCAUAGAUGCUACUGCAUAGUGCUCAACUAUACGAACACUGUGGAAGGGGAUACAAACCUGUCACAAUAAAUCGAUACAUUUGUCUAAAUGCGCACCUUCGUCUGAGUGCUUAAACCAGUGUGAGGAAAAAUAGACUUGAUUUUUGUGGACUUUUCACUUUCGUUUGUAUUUUGCUUUACAUUUUGGAGUGUAAUGGAUGCAAAAGCUCUGAACUCGGUUGGGUCUGGUAUCAAAACUACAGCUUUUUUUUAAUGGUUCAUCACACCGUUCUUCUAAUCAAUGCAAUAUUCGGAGUGCUUUGAGCUUUACUGCUGGCAGUAACUUAAAGCACGAUGACAACUGACAAGUUAACAAACCAAACCAGAAUAGCAUUUUGUUUGUUCUGUAGCUACUUAAAGUAUGUAUUCGUCACAAUGCUUGAAUGUUUGGCCGGGUUUUUUAUGUCGUCUUUUAGUAGUAGUUCUCCUGUUGUGAGUCGUCUGGAUCUUUUGACCGUUGACGACAUCAAUGGUUCACUGUGUUGGGCUGCGGUGGGCUUUGUAUGUGAUUCUCGACAGACUGAGACCAUUGUGAUCACGUCUUUGGACUUUCACUCACAAUGCCCUCUUUUAGCAGUCCGGAUUCAACUUUGUAUUUGAUAUCCCUCCCAUUAUACUCGACACAUUCGCAGCUAGUACUCUGGACAGCCAUCACAAACCACUGGAUCAAAUUUGAUAUUAUUAUUAUUAUUUUGUGCGUGUUUUGUGGUCUUUAAUUUCAGUUAUUAUAUUUUGCAUUUAGUUUGAUGUACUGGAAAGUCUUGUUUCUUAUGCUUUUGUAUUGGUUUAUGUACUGUAGAUGUCUAUAGUAUGCAGAACAUAGCUUUCUAGAUGGUUUAGGACAGAACCCAGAUAGCUUCGCAAUCGUAUAUUGGGGAAAACAUGUAUUCUGUAGUUCCUUCGGGAAAAAUGCUGCAACUUUUGCCGUGUUCGAGGCAUCCGAUGUCUUGCGUGUCAAACUAAGAUGUGCGUGAGCGCGGCUG
Molecule: messenger RNA, 3514 nt
Organism: Pimephales promelas (fathead minnow)
Lineage: Eukaryota; Metazoa; Chordata; Actinopteri; Cypriniformes; Leuciscidae
Product: Krueppel-like factor 9
Biological process (GO): regulation of transcription by RNA polymerase II
Molecular function (GO): RNA polymerase II cis-regulatory region sequence-specific DNA binding; DNA-binding transcription factor activity, RNA polymerase II-specific
Source: RefSeq, a predicted model, not a curated record